Phytomonas sp. Hart1 is the source of this 2912-nucleotide messenger RNA. The record is from the annotation of a GenBank genome assembly. Lineage: Eukaryota; Euglenozoa; Kinetoplastea; Trypanosomatida; Trypanosomatidae.
AGUGUAGUAUGCGAUUUUAUCAUCCACUUCUUUCUACACAAAUGUGCAGCUAACGUUUAGGGUAUUGUUCUUGGAAAAGCUGACCGAUACCCUAAAUUUCAUAAGUGCAAAGUAACGCAAUCAAAGAAUAUUAAUAUAUAGCUAUGUACACCCUACCUUAUAGAAAAGGACCUUGAGUCUUAAAAUUGUACCACAUUUUUAAUGGCAACUUCUUAGUUUUCUUUUGAGUUAUUACUUUUCAUCUGAUGUGUGUGCGAGGUUGCAUGAUGACUGCAGUAUCAGAUAGGUUAUUGAUGAGAUUCUAGGCUUUUGGCGACUUCACUCAACCUUAUUCCACCACUUUAUUGUGAAGAAAGACCACAGUUGGAAAUGGGGCGUGACACCCUUCCCUGGACUCCCCUUUUCAAACUGUUUGUUACUGAAUGUACGCAAACAGUGGUAAAUACAUUCUGAGAGCCCCUGGAUCGUUUGGUGCGUUCCUCCCUUUCCCUUGAGAACACAAGCAAAAGUGACCCGACAUUGUGAGGUGCUGUUGGCCUUCGAAGUGGUGAUUAGGAGACUGAAUUAAUCCAUUUUCAUACGUAGGGACAAUGUGGCAUCUAUCUACUGUGGAAAGGAAAUAAAAUUACAACGACGAAAAAAGGGUGACAACGUCAAAAAAUCCGUUUAAAUGUUGUGCAGUGGUAACACUUACUUUUUAUUUUGGUCAUUUACUUCAUCCCCUCAUCUCGCAUAAUCUGCUCGACUUCACGUACAAAUUUUCAUUACCGAAUAAUAAGAAAUAAGAUGUGCAUCGGUUGUUUUUCUAUUUGAGGAGAUCUCACCAACGCGCUGUAUUGACUUGAGAAGAGUAUUCUAACAGUAUUUUUCCCUUUAGAAAAAUUAUGUUUCUCUAUUUCCAUUUUUAUAUUUACUGGUGCAAUGCUGAAUUAGGGCUCUUUUAACAAGCAAAUUUCUCUUAGGAAAGUGAUUAUUUUUUUACGUCGAUCCUUUUGGUGUGAAAAAAAAUAAUAAUCAAAAAGUGAAUGCAAUUAGAGCAGCAGUCCAAUAAACCCACACACGUUGAGCUGAUAAUAAAGAAAAGCAACGUGGAGGAGAACGCAAGUAGUUGCCGCCAACGUAAUAACGGCGUGAAUAAUCCUGUUGAAACGGUCUCCCACACCCAUGAGUUCGACGUUGAAAAAAGGAGUGAUAUUCCACACCUCACUCCCACUCUCUUGAAGAAAUCCCAGGAGAAUUUGUCCCCUCAUCGGAAGCCUCAUUAUAGGGAGUCAAAAGUGGUCAAAACAACACGCAAAAAUCGAUCGACAGAGAGGGACCAAUCCAAACACCAGGGAUUCACUACGCCUUUAUUUGCCGAAACUCUGGAUUCGGUGUCCAGCAGAGGAGCUGGGUCAUCCGUAGUUAUUUCCACGAAUCAAUUGAAUCACAAGUCCCCCACUUCCUCUGUUUCCCUGACAAUGAAGUGGGCCGAUCGUACUUCUUUGAUCUCUCCAAAUUCUCCUCGUUUGGACAGUGAUAAAAAGGGGAGAGGUGGUGGGAAAACGAAGGGACACGUCGGGUCUCUCCCUCUUAACAAACCCGUUGAAAUGGAGAAAACCGAACGGCGAAGUCCACCACCUCCCGACGGUAUUCAUACCAGCCUAUCGGUCAAUCCCCACUUGGGAGAAUCAGCGAAGGUAGGAAACCCUUGGGAAGACGACACGAGCACUCGAGCUGACCCUCAUCUAGAGUAUUUUGUAGACAAUUAUUAUCAAGAAAGCUAUUCUUCAGAAAGUUUAUCACCCACCAGGGAUAAAGGGGAGAGGGGAUCUUCCCGUGACCGAUGGAUUCAGGUUCCUGGCCACAGUCUGAACACCAAGCACGCUGCGGCAUGGGGUAAUCCUGUCGAAGGAAACCCCAAUAGGGAAGGGGUCUGCGAGGCUUUAGACGCCUCUUGGGUCGUAGGGCAGCACGAAUUUAGAAAAUAUCACCCCAUCGACCUUCCACCCCUCGAGAAGGACGUGGGCUGCAGCAUACGAAACUCGCCCCGUCUGCUUGAGCCCCUUCACGCGACGGCCAAUUAUACCUCCCCCAACGCGGCCUAUUCCAACCCCCGCCCGAUCACUCCCGUUCUUCAAACGGUGCGCGCAAACAGCAAAAGAAGCACGGACAGUGACAGCAACUACAACGAGACCACAUCGAGCGUGAUCGGGAAGCCCUGCCUGGCGUUAUGUGUAGACCACCGCGAUCCGGACGGGUGGCAGAUGCAGAACCCGCGAACCCACGCCUUUGCGCGUCCUCUUCAUCAGUUUCAGCUCAUUGCCGUGCUGUUAAUGAUUCUUGGGAUGGGGCUGUUCUACACGAACGUCUUCACGGCCUACGCCGUGCUCUACACCCACGGCCGUUAUCGAGGCUGUCUGGGGGAGCUGGUGGGCCUGACCGUGGCGGAGUCCCUUGGAGUUCUGUGCUACGUUAUGACCUGGCUGUGGGUCUCACUCAAGGAGAACGGGGAUGUGGAGGGGGUGGGGGAGUACUGUGUCUACUGCAGCCGUGACACCCAAGCGGAGUCCAAGCACUGCAAGGCCUGUAACAAGUGCAUCACUGGGUUUGAUCACCAUUGUAAGUGGCUGAACAUGUGCAUCGGGGCGAAGAACUACCGGCUUUUUCUUCUUUAUCUUAUUUCGGCGAUCUUUUUGAUGGGUGUGACGCUGAUGAGUGACCUGAUGUUGAUGCUGCGCUGGUGGAAAGAGAUCACCGCGAGGCAUUGGUACUUUGCCGUGACGUCGAUUCUGUUGGCUGGGAUCACGCUUCUCAGCGUGAUCCCAGCGAUCUAUCUCUUAGGGUUUCAUGUCAUGCUUAUUAUUAAUAAAAUGACGACAUACGAAUACAUCUUACAAGAACGGGAGAAGAAACGCUGUCAAAAAAAUUAG